GGAUUUCCAACCUGAAUGCACAGAGAGCAACACGAACUCCGGCACAGAAUUAAAGGAUAGUUAUGAAUCCUUCUCUGUCCAUGAAGAAAUGAGAGAUGUCUCCAAUGAACUUCCUGAAACACAUCAGUCUGCAUCCUCAGCUAAUGUACGCAGAUCCUCUCGUCUACAAAUGAAGCCUUCACCGAGUUGGCAUGAGAAAUUCAAGAGACGGUCGAGAGGAAUCAGCGAAGAACCGAAAAUGAGCAGAGCUGAUGUGUCAGUUGCCCCAUCUGUGAUAGCAGUCAAAGGAAUGGACAAAGGUGAUUCAGACGAGAUGACGUCCAUCAUCUUCACCUGCUCACAGUGUCCCUUCCAUAACUCCGAGGAAAACAGCCCUGCUCACUUCCACAUGCAGAGUGUUCGCACUGAAGUAUACAAGACUCUCUCUGGAGCUAAAUUCACACCGUCUCCUUCCAGUACAGACGAAAUUUUUACAUCCAUUAAACUUUUUCCUAAAGGAAACGCAGAGCAGGUCAAAACAGAACAGCCUCAUAAUCAGAACAUCAAAGACAGCACAGUUAAUGUUUCUCAGUCCCACAGCAGACAGAAGGCACUCACAUGUGAAACGUGCGGGAAGACGUUCACCCGUACGUCAGACGUCAGAAGACACCAGCUCACUCACACGGGGGAGAGACCGUUCCACUGCUCAAGGUGUGACCGCACCUUCCAGCACUCGUGGGAUCUGGCAAAGCACGAGAGCAAACAUCACAACGUGGCCAUCUCUUUUUCCUGCCACCUGUGCGGGAGCUCCUUCUCCAACCUGCGCGCGUUAACCGUCCACCACAAGAAGUCUCACUCGCAGGAGAGCCAGCUGCCUCAGAUCUGCUCCAUCUGCAGCCAGAGCUUCCCCUCUUCCGCUGAGCUGCUGGAGCACCGAAAAUCCCACGUCACCAGUAAACGUUACAUCUGCCAGCAGUGCGGCGAGGGCUUUGACACCCUGCUCGCACGCUCCCAACACCGGCAGAUGCAUCAGGUGAAACAUCAGUUCAAGUGUCCACAUUGCGAGAAGACGUACACUCGUAGGUCUGAUGUGAAAAGACACCUGUCCACCCACACUGGGGAGCGACCCUACCAGUGUAACCAGUGCAGCAAGCGGUUCUCGCUCCGCUUCAUGCUCAUGAAGCACCUGCGUGUUCACACAGGUGAGCGGCCUUUCCAGUGCUCCCACUGCCCCAAGAGGUUCACCCUGGUGUCGGUGCUGGCAAGACACGAGAGGAUGCACACGGGGGAGAAGCCGUUCCUCUGCUCCCAGUGCGGGAAGGGCUUUUUAUCGCAGGGUGAGCUCUCCAAACACCACAGGUCACAUGUGGACGACAGGCCAUACUCCUGCCCUCAAUGUGACAAACGCUUCAAGAGCAAGAAAACCCAGCAAGAACAUAUCGUCUCACACACCGGCGCCCGCCCGUACCCCUGCACCUACUGCGGGAAGGGCUUCACCAAACCGUACGCAUUGACCAGACACAACCUCAUCCACACGGGAGAGAGGCCGUUCCCCUGCGGCCACUGCGAGAAAUCGUUCCUGACCCUCAGCGAGGCUCAGCUGCACCAACGUAUCCACACGGGGGAAAGGCCGUAUCCCUGCAACGCGUGCGAGCUCAAGUUCAAGAGCUCCUCGGAGCUGGCGCGACACAAGCGCAGCCAUUCGGGGUUGAAGCCGCUGAAGCCACACUGUGAGCUGUGCAUGAAAACAUUCACAUCCAAGGCAAAAUUGAAGAAACACAUUGAGACACACAGGGAGGAAGGAGAAGCAGCACAGUCUUUGGACAUCAUACAGCCUGAAGAUCCCAAUAAUAGAAUAAAUAACUCAGUGGUUAAUUGAGUAAAAUAGUGACAAUGAAUGUUUAUAAAGGAUGCUUGAGUUUAGAUGUUUAGCGUCAUCACAUGUUUCAAGUUCUGAUUAUAAGAAAAUAUGAAUCAGGAGUCCACAACUACCUGACUUGACAUGAAGGUGUCACAUGACUUUACAUGUUCCCGUUUGGAGGGUUUGUUACUGUUACAACAUUUGCAGUAAAUUACUCGGAGAACUGACCUUUUAAUACACAUCAUUUUAACAUAUCUGUAUGUAUAUCUACAGUAUAUAUAUGUACAAUUCUCUCAUCUCCACUUUGCCUUCCUGUUGAAGCCAAAAACUACAAUCAUAUUUCAGUGAUAGUGAAUAGUCUGUUUUAAAUGACAAUCAUAGUUGGAAGAAAAUGAAAUGACAAUAGUUUGUUUUUUUUCACUCUGAAAUACUGUCUGUUCUUUCUCAGUUUUGUCACUGUAAUUUUGGUGCAUCUGGUGUGCACAGACACUUUAGAGACUCAAGGGCUACAAACAAAACAAGGGCACCUUCUCCGGUCUUUAGAAGCAGAGGAUCUGUACUGUAUCAUCCAGAAAGAAGAAAAUGUCUUAAGGCCAACAUUAGAUUGAAUACUGGAAAAUAUACGUAUAUUAAUGAGUGGUAUUAAUGAAUCAUGCAAUAAAUGCUACCUUUCUUUUG
Scomber scombrus (Atlantic mackerel) is the source of this 2518-nucleotide messenger RNA. RefSeq names its product gastrula zinc finger protein XlCGF26.1-like. The record is from RefSeq and is a predicted model, not a curated record. The coding region runs from base 89 to 1858 and encodes 589 amino acids. The transcript is spliced from 3 exons. NCBI's taxonomy places the organism in Eukaryota, Metazoa, Chordata, Actinopteri, Scombriformes, Scombridae.